AAUUCGGGGCCUUCGGGCAGCAACUUGCAAGGUGUGUUACUCUUUUCUUUGGCACCCAAAACCCCCAAAACCAAUAGCCGUACAUUUUGCAGAACAGACGUUGCAGCUUCGCCAUUAGUCGGUAACUCAACAUCUAUGGAUUCUAGCUGUUGUUGUCCUGCUUCUGUGGCUGUCGCUUUUCUGUUUCUUGCGACUAUUGCUUUUGCUGUUCGUAUAAUCACUAGCAAAAUUCCAGAAAGGCUUGAGAAGAAGAAGAGGAGGCACCAUCCAAUUGGUGGCACCAUGCUCAACCAGCUGAUUAAUUUCAAUAGGUUGCACCAUUAUAUGACUGAGUUGGCUACAAAGUACAAGACUUACAGAUUGAUCAGCCCUUUUCGUAAUGAAGUUUAUACUUCUGAUCCAGCUAAUGUUGAGUAUAUCCUCAAAACAAACUUUGAAAAUUAUGGCAAGGGACUGUACAAUUAUACCAUAUUGAAGGACCUAUUAGGAGAUGGCAUAUUUACAGUUGAUGGUGACAAAUGGCGGGAACAAAGAAAGAUAUCAAGCUUUGAAUUCUCCACAAGGGUAUUGAGGGAUUUUAGCAGUGUCAUCUUCAGAAGAAAUGUGGCAAAGCUAGCAAACAUAAUCCGUGAAGCUACAAAUUCUAAUCAAACAUUUGACAUUCAAGAUCUCUUCAUGAAAGCAACAUUAGAUUCUAUAUUCAGAGUUGCAUUUGGGGUUGAGCUGGACAGCAUGUGUGGUUCAAAUGAAGAAGGCAAAAAGUUUAGCAAUGCAUUUGAUGAUGCAAGUGCUAUGAGUCUUAGACGAUAUGUUGAUAUCUUUUGGAAGAUCAAAAAAGCGCUUAAUAUUGGAACAGAGGCCAAGUUGAAGGAAAAAAUCAGAGUGGUUGAUGAUUUUGUGUAUAAGUUGAUUCGUAGUAAGACUGAGCAAAUGCACGAAUCAUCGGAUGAUUGUUCUUGGAAAAAGGAGGACAUUUUGUCAAGAUUCUUGCAAGUGACCGAAACAGAUUCAAAGUACUUGAGAGAUAUAAUACUAAAUUUCAUAAUUGCAGGCAAAGACACGACAGCAGCCACUCUUUCCUGGUUUAUUUAUAUGCUUUGCAGGCACCCAGAUAUACAGGAGAAGGUUGCACGAGAAAUAAAAGAAGAAACUAAUGGUCGUAAGACGACAGAUAUUGCAGAAUACACUUCCGAAUUGAGUGAAGAAGCCCUAGAAAAGAUGCACUAUCUUCAUGCAGCAUUGACUGAGACUUUAAGAUUGUAUCCUGCAGUUCCAGUGGAUGCAAAAAUAUGCUCGUCAGAUGACAUACUGCCGGAUGGUUUCUCUGUGAAGAAAGGAGACAUGGUGGCUUUCCAACCAUAUGCAAUGGGGAGAAUGAAAUUCAUAUGGGGUGAUGAUGCUAAAGAAUUUAGACCAGAGAGAUGGCUUGACGUGAAUGGUUGCUUCCGGCCUGAGAGCCCAUUUAAAUUUACAGCCUUCCAGACCUCAAAUUGGAGCUUCCAGAACAUUCAGAUGUGAAAACCAUUGGCUAGUCAUUUUGAACAUGAAGUAACAAGCUUAUAGUUUACAUAGAAAAACUGAAGCAGUUAUCUGAUCAUGAACAGGCGGGCCCACGAAUUUGUCUGGGAAAGGAAUUUGCUUAUAGGCAAAUGAAGAUCUUUGCUGCUGUUCUAUCGCGAUUCUUCGUCUUUAAACUGGGUGAUGAGAGGAAGGCUGUGAACUAUAGGACAAUGAUUAACCUUCACAUUGAUGGGGGACUACAUGUUCGUGCCUUCCACAGAUUAGGCUGCUAGGACAGAUAUACUUCAGAUCGUUAAUAUUGGAAUCGACAAACUCCACUGAUAUGGCUUCUAGGACCACUAUAUGUGUGUGUGUGUGUGUGUGUGUCAGAUUGUCAAUCUUCCGAUUGACAAAAACUCCACGUUUGUGCGUCAGAACUAUGAAAGCUUGCAAAAGAUCUGUUCCCUUUAGAUCGCAGGCUUUGCACUACCUGGAUGAAAGGGAAAGCUUGAAAGUGGAAAUAAUUUCAAGUAGUUUGCAAAAUACGGACAAAUGUUUUAUUGGUAUAAGAUCUGUUUCUACUCCAUGACUUGCAAGAAGCAUAACA
This is a messenger RNA of Coffea arabica (coffee), 2107 nucleotides long. Lineage: Eukaryota; Viridiplantae; Streptophyta; Magnoliopsida; Gentianales; Rubiaceae. The record is from RefSeq and is a predicted model, not a curated record.